AUGAAACAAAGGGAAGAAGUAUGUUACAUAAUAAAAUAAUAAGACACCAUAUUUCCGAGAUUGUUAAAAAUUAGGAGGUAUUUAACAAAAGGAUAUUUAUCUAUCUCCUACAAAGGCAGCCACAUAUUUAUAUCUGCUAAAUCAUGUAAGAAAUGCUAAUUUAUUUGAAAGUGUGAUAAAAAUGUUGCCAUGAAAUUUGCAAAAAGACGCAUAUGUAAAUGGGAUACAACAAUCGAAUAGGAUGGACCAGCCACUUGCAGAAUUCUUGUUCCCAUGUAAAAGAAAGAAGUAUUAAUAAAAAUAAUCAUUUAGAAAUGUAUCAAUGGUUGGCAGAACGUUGGUUAUGAAGUAUUUUAUUAAAACAAGGAUACGAUAGCAGAUUAAAAAUAACUGAAUUUAGACUAUGAAAAUGAUGCUAUCUAAUAAUAAUUAGAGAAUAACGAGAAGAUGCUAGGAAAUGAUUUUAAGUAAUAGAUGAAGAAUUUAGCAAAGUUCUAUUAAGAACUAAAUAAAAAAUAUAGGUUAAAUGUAUAGGAUGCUGAUUUUAAAGAGAGAGUAUAAAAAGCUAAGGAAUAAUUAUAAAGAUAAAGAAAUAAACCGUUGCAAUACUUUAAGAAAGAUGGUGUUAAAUAUGUAGAAUUAAUACAUGAACUUAAUUAAGCAGAUAGACGUCAACAUACUUUAUUAGAUAGAUUUAAAGCAUUUAAUCAAUUAAAAGCAUCUUAAUUUAGAAUUAAAGAGAAACUACCUGAAAAACUGUAUAACAAAACAGUUAAUGAAGAAGAUUCAACUCCAAUGAAUAGAAACAAAUUGUUAAAGAAAUCUUGUAAGUUUUUAGGAUAAACAAGUAGAAAUGUUACAGAUACAUUAAAAAUGAAAUUUUAAUUAAAAGACAAAUCGUAUCAUAUGUCUAAACAGUUUGAUAAUUAUACUCCAAGUAUUAUAAAAAUACAAUCAUAAUCAUCAAUUUCAUUUCAUAAAAAGAAUAAAACUGAUAAUGAAGAAUAUUUAGAUUAGUAACUUUAAAGAUUUGCAAAUAGAAUGAUAUAAGCUUAAAGUACUGUUCAAGAAAUAAAUACUGAAAACAUUAACAAAUUAAUUGAAGUAAAUAUUUAAAAAUAAAUUAAAAGAGUAAAUCUAAUUUAAAGUAAUUAUGUUUAAAAAAAAUAAGAUCUAAAGUUGAAUCAACUUAAUCAGAACAUAGAAGUAAAACAGAGAGAUAAGAAUCAGAUUGUAAUGUAUUAUUCACUUCAAGAUCUAGAGAUAAAGAUUCCACAAAAGCAUCUAUUAUUUUUAAAAGAUCUUAUUUGCUUACAUCUUUUACAAAUAAAUCAGAUUGUAUUAAAUGAUAUAUUUAUAUUUAUAAAUAAAACAAUUCAAAUCCAAAUGGUUUAGAAAUUAAUUCAUAAAUAAAUUUUAUUAUUAUUAUUAUUAAUUACAAAUGUACAAUUCAAGAUCCUAAGUCUCAUGUAUAAGAUAAAAUUGAUAAUAUUUAGAUCCUUAAGCAUCACCAUCAAGUGGUAGAAUCUAAAAGAUCUCUGAGAAAUUAUCCACAAUUUAAAUAGGAGUAGAAAAUGAAAGAUUUUAAAAACUUGAAUAAGCUGAAUAGAGAAUUCAAUAAGCAGAAGAUGCUUUUAAUGAAUUUUAAGAAUAGAUCUUUACAAAAUUGAAUGGAUUAAGAGAUUAGGUAUAUAUUGAUAGUAAUGUAAUAUAGUUGGGGAAAUUAUAAAAAUAAGUAGAAGAAGAUAAAUUGGCAAAGGAAUAAGCCAAUGAGACUAAAAAUAGAGAAGUAUAAGCAUUAGAAAAGAAAUUUGAAAAUGCUAUUCAAAAUGAAACAUAGACAAGAAAAGAAGGAGAAACAAAAGUUUUAAGAUUAUUGGAAGAUAAAACAGCAUUAUUGAGAACUGAAGUAUAAAAGGAAACAGCAGGAAGAGUAGAUGCAAUAGAAGGAAUUCAUUAAGGAUUAUAAAAUGAUUUACCAAAAAUAUAAGAAGCCAUAAGAAAUGAGGCUAAUGAAAGAGAUGAAUCUGAUUAGAAUGUAAGUAUUUAUAAUAAUAUAUAUAGGUUAUGAAAUCCAUUACUGACGAGUUAGUAAAGUUAAGUAAUCUUAUCAAUGUUGAAAAAAGAAAUAGAGAUGAAAGUGAAUAAUCAAUAUUUGAAAUGCUUAAAGAUAUUGUUAAUAGAGUCAAAGUUGAAUUAGAUUAAGAAAAGAAAACUAGGUAAAUUCAAAUAUUUAUUAUUUAAAGAGAAUAAUCAGAAGAACAUUUAUUAAGUUUAUUAGAAGAUACUUGUAAUAAACUAAGUAUUGCAGCAAAUCUAUGA
This is a messenger RNA of Paramecium sonneborni, 2322 nucleotides long. The record is from the annotation of a GenBank genome assembly. NCBI's taxonomy places the organism in Eukaryota, Ciliophora, Oligohymenophorea, Peniculida, Parameciidae.